Dermacentor silvarum is the source of this 5215-nucleotide messenger RNA. Its product is annotated as elongation of very long chain fatty acids protein AAEL008004. Gene Ontology annotation, cellular component: endoplasmic reticulum membrane. Gene Ontology annotation, biological process: sphingolipid biosynthetic process; very long-chain fatty acid biosynthetic process; fatty acid elongation, monounsaturated fatty acid. Bases 398 to 1195 code for a protein of 265 amino acids. Lineage: Eukaryota; Metazoa; Arthropoda; Arachnida; Ixodida; Ixodidae. Gene Ontology annotation, molecular function: fatty acid elongase activity. The record is from RefSeq and is a predicted model, not a curated record. The transcript has 4 exons.
CGUCCCGGUGAACGCGCGCCUCUCGCUGUGCGCGCUAAUGCAGGCUGCUCUCGUCGACGAUCACUUGUGAACCCCUUGUCCUACAAAGAAGACACGACUCAAUAGUUAAUCCCAAUAUUUUGGCGGUACCGUGACUGGGCCACAAUUCUUUAUUUAGCCGCAACGCGGCGUCGCUUUCGGCAGCGAUUGUUUUCUUUACACGAGAGCCGUCUUUCCCCUACAACGGAGGAAUGCACAUGGUUGUUGCGUGACGCGGUGUCGUGAAUGUGAGUGGUGGUGCGCCCGACCUGGAAGACUACACCGGUGUGGCUGACGCGCGCACCAGCACGCCUGCUUUCUUUGCCGGGAAUACGCAAUUUGAUGCUCUGCAAAACCAUGGGUCUGCACCUUGGAAGGCAUGUCGUCGUUGCAGUGGUUCCCGGAUCCCGACCGACGAUCGGAGGGCUGGUUCCUGACCGGCAGCGCGGCGCCACUGAUGGCGUUGCUGGCGUUGUACGUGUACGCCGUCAAGGUGCUUGGUCCGCGGGCCAUGAAGGGCCGUGCGCCCUUGCACAUCCAGCCACUGGUGCUCGCGUACAACUUGUUCAUGGUGCUCAACUGUGCCUUCUUCUUGGCCGAGUUCGUGCGGCUGGCGUUUAUCGAGAACGGCUACAGCUUGUUGCUACAGGAGGUCGACUCGUCCAUGCGGCCGGCAACGUUACGGCUUGUGAGACUUUCGUGGUGGUAUUACAUGUUCCGCAUCUUCGAGUUUACCGAGACCCUCUUCUUCGUGCUGCGCAAGAAGUUUGGGCAGGUAAGCGGCCUGCACGUAUUCCACCACUGCGUGAUCGCGUGGAACAUGUGGAUCUGCGUGACCUACGGGGCCCAGGCGCAGACCAUCUUCGUGACGUGCAUGAACACUUUGGUGCACUUAGUCAUGUACUCCUACUACUUCCUGGCUGCACUUGGGCCGCGCGCCCAGCCGUUUCUUUGGUGGAAGCGGUACCUGACGCAGGUGCAGCUGGUGCAGUUCGUGGUUCUGAUGGUGCACAACUCACUUCCGCUGUUCUUCGCGGGUCACUUCGUGCGCCCAUUCUCGGUGAUCCUUGUCGUCGAGGGACUCAUCUUUUUCGCCUGGUUCUCGGCCUUCUACCUGGAUACCUACCGCCGCUCCAAGGCGGCGGUCAUGCUCUUCGAGUGUCACAAGACCGACUAAAGGACAGCGCAUCAGUGCUCUUGGCCUUCCGAGGAAGCUUUAGUUCGGCAGCUCUCAUCCAUUACGGACAUUACGGAGUGAUUUAGGCGGGUCCCCGAAGCUCCAAAUUUCUAGUGGUCGUGACUGCACAACCAUGCAUAACCAGUACUCGCUGCGCGGGGAGUACAAAAACAUCGCCGCGGCGCACCCUGUCACCAAGCACCAUCGCGCAUGCAAACGUGGCAUCAUUUUACAAAAAUAUUAUUUUUCUGACAUGGUAAUAGUCGCAGUGCAGAUACAAAAUACGCGUUCGCAGCUGUGGUUUCGCAGUGUCCAUGACGUUGCGCUGCUGAGCACAUCACAAUGGGGCGGAAUGAUCUAAAAAAAACUCUCGGUAGGAGACCGCAUGGUCAGCUACAAAGAAAUAACCGAUUACUGUCGGCUGUCAAGGGAGUGGUACCCAUCCCACGCUAACCAUGCGGUAGCCUGGCGCCUUCUGCAAACCCGGUGGCCUGCAGCAGAUACCAUCCAGGGCAAUCAUUGCAAGUUAUGUAAAGACAGGGCGGAUCUGCCACCCAUGCUCCUUUCAAUGGCUGCAAAAUUGCAAACCUGCUGCUCCGACCAGGUCUGGGCAGCCCGGCGGCCAUCCGCUCGGCGCAGCGAGGCCCUCGUCACUGCUGGCAUCGGUCGAAUCUCGGUGGUCGAAAUGACUCCAGAACCCACCUCAAAAUCAGAUUGGGCACAAGAGCUCGACAUUAGGUUUGCCUUAAUUGUCUGUCCAUUCCGUGACGCUGACAAAUAACGAUCAUUUCUGUCAAGCCAUGUCGCCAUUGCCACGACGAGAAGCAAAAGAAAAGCUCUCGACACUUGGGGUUGAACCCAUGCCAGUCGAACACGGUAACCACUGAGCUACCGUGACAUUCAUUUUCAUUUUUUACAGGGAAGCAAAACAGUGAAGGGCAAUUAGUGCAAGGCAUUACGCUUCGCACAGGCUCUGAGAGCAGUGACGGCUGUGCAUGUAUUUCGGAGGCCUUAAUGAGGAGUACUGACGUGGACAAGGAUUACACUGCGUAGCAUCGCAUCUUGACAUGACGAUGGUGUGUCUGCGUGCAAUUCUUCGUGGCCAUGCUCGUGAAAACAGCAUAGGUGGCACAAAGCGGGCAUGCAUGACAAUCAUGAUGAUAAAUGUCACUAUCGCGCUUCAACUCUACUGAUGGAUUACCAAAUACAGCCCGCUCCCAAGCCAUGCUCGAUGAUAACCCUCAAACAUGGCGCAUACAACCAAUAGAGAAUCUGCCCAGGUGGUUGGUGAAAAACAACGUCGAAAGCAUCGACAUCAAAACCUACAGAGCGGACGCAGUCACAACACCCCAUUGUUUACAUAGUAGCUCACAGGCGCUAAGCGCCCUCUAUAGCAACACUGCAAAUGUCCAGAAAGAAAUACCUCAAAUUUGGUAAGGUGCACUGCUUUAUUUCGAUAGUGACAUAAAUUGCAGUAAAUGAUUUGGCCUCAGAGUUGAUUAUUCUAUGGGUAAGCACUUUAAAACGAGUCAUUGAGCCUAAAAACGCGUAGAAUCUAUCGCAGUGAUUGCAUCUUCACUUGCGGCCUUAACAUUGAUUUACAAAGAAAAAUUGUGUAAGAAGACCAAGUGUGUGCAAUGUUAGUGGCUGCUAGUUUCUGUGCUACGUGAUUUUGUAGCGCAGAAAUACCACAAAGAAAAGAGCGACAGACGUCUUGUUUUAUGCUUUUAUAAAAAUAUUGUACACACAAAAAAAAACGCGCUCUUCGCCUUUCCUGUAUUUUUGCGCUACAAUAGGCCUCUUCGAUUAUCCGUCUCUGACAGUCGCGGACUGUCCGGGACCCUGCAUACACAAUGCUCAUUGGCUGAAAGCACCGCCCCAGACACUCCGAGACUGUGAGGAACGGAUAAUCGAAUAGGCCAAGUAUCAUGUCGUUUCGCAAACUUACACUUUAUUGAAAUCACGUAAACUUAUAUACGUAUUGUAAGCAACGAAUGCCGUCACCACCACCGGUCCCCGUUUUCUAAGAAAAGAGGGGACACAUUUCGGAGAUGGUCCCGGACGAACGGUUCGCAUGUCUGCAACCUCGACCCCGGUCCAGCCCCCUGACCACAAGCCGCGCGUUUUACGACCUUGUCUACUGUAUCCUCUUUUCGUUGGAAGUAACACUGCGUAUCGAGGAGCAACGCUAUCCUGUUUGCUCCCCCGAGUUCGCGAGGCACGCUUUGAGUGGGAGCCGCUUGGGGCGACUGUAGGCGUGUGUGCUACUUUGCUUAGCGAAUUUCUGGACUUCUGGUCCAACCGCGCACUUGGUCCAACCGCGCACAUGGUUCAACCAAGUGCCAGUGUAAUUGCUAGUGUUGGGACUCGGGUAGCGCUUGGGCCGGUAAUCCUUUAACCAUAGGCGAUGAGUACGCCCCGGAGUAAAGCGAGAGAAAAAGGGUUUAUUCUACAUAUUUACAGUGGCUCCAAAUAUGGAAGCCCAGUCCAUGGGGGAGCUCACUACAUGUCUGAGCACAUAUCAGAACACACACACAGCACUGAAGGUGUCUGCUUAUAAAACAUUGGUCUUCCCUAGUUGACCCGACUAUGGAAUCUGAUGACCUUGGUGCGGCCAAUCAGAGGGGUCGUAUUGUUUACACGACUCCUCCUCUAAUGUUGCACCUUCGAAGCAAGGACGAGUCAAUCUGGAAACAGGGGAUUCACACUCCUUCUGCGAAAGUCGUCUCCCCGGUUUCUCUCUCUCAGUGACGUUCGUCUUGCCAGGGUCGGGAGAGUGACCUUCGCGCUCGUCGCCGCUUCCACAAAAGGUUGUGGUCGCUCGUCAGCUUCUUUGUCAUCGCGUCCCAGCCGGUGUCGCGCCGGGUAGGUGGCCGCUGAUCAAGGCGGUGGCAUCGGGCGGAACACACAAACGAUGCGCCCUGCCGAUUUGGGGCGCUCGUUUGCCCGUCAACGUCGGUGUCGGGUGCCGUCGCGGUCUGGUCGACGGUGAUGAAAGGGCCUGCCUCGAUGGGAAAAAUCAAAUAAUGCGCCCGGCCGAUUCGGCACGCAACAGACUCCUCCCCCGCCGGAAGAUCCGACCUGAGGGUGACCAGCUGUCAGGUUGCCCGAAGCGUCGGUGGUCAGUCGUGAACUCUGGGUUUGUUCUUGAAAUGAUGGCCGUUGACACACUCGAGCACGAGGUCCCAGCAUUAACCUCGUUGUGGCCUUCUCCCUGGAAAUACACAAGCACACACACGACCACAUGGCACAGGAAAGCGGCUUGCUCGCACCGAGAGCCAUCGGGUCUAGCGGACAAAUCAACGCACCUGCUAUUAUCUAAUAAUAGCACCAAAGCAGCCAUCAACUCACGAAACCUUCGCUGAAGCCCACAAUUUUGAGAUUAGACCAGGAUUCACAACUUUUUCGCAACUUUUGACACUUAAGAAUCAUUCCCAGUGACAAAUCACACCACGGUGCACUUGAAAGCGCCCGAAAUCUUUUUAAAUCCACCAGGCCUCGCUUAACCCAAUAAUUUAGACCCGAACUUUUGUGCCGCCAAAGCGAGCGCAAAAGUACCUCUGAGUUCAACAAUAUUAAAUCGCUCUGCUGCAGAGAGCAAAGGUUGAAUACUUGAAAAUGCUCUAAAUAAAUGAUAAAUGAAAUAUCAUACGCAGCACAAACGCCAUGAACAGUCUUACAUCCGCUAGUGUCGCACGUAUUAGUGCCACUGCAGCCACAUUUGCAUCAUGGAUGUACUGCCAGAGUCGCUUUAACUUUGCGAACAAAACUCACAUGUAAUAUGAGUUUCGCCUCCAUCGAAAUGCGGCCGCGGCGGCCGCAUUUCGAUGGAGGCGAAAUGCAAAAACGCCCGUGUGCUUGCGAUGUAGUGCACGUUAAAGAACCUCAGGUGGUCAAAAUUAAUCCAGAGCCUCAGAACUGGUUUUGGCAUGUAAAACGCCAGGAAGAAGAUGCAUCAUGGAUGUACUGUCAGAGUCGCUUUAAACUUUGCGGACAAACCUCACAUGUAAUACGUGCGAC